Molecule: messenger RNA, 2214 nt
Organism: Drosophila ficusphila
Lineage: Eukaryota; Metazoa; Arthropoda; Insecta; Diptera; Drosophilidae
Product: U3 small nucleolar RNA-associated protein 25 homolog
Exons: 3
Coding region: 46-2130 (694 amino acids)
Biological process (GO): maturation of SSU-rRNA from tricistronic rRNA transcript (SSU-rRNA, 5.8S rRNA, LSU-rRNA)
Cellular component (GO): small-subunit processome; nucleolus
Molecular function (GO): U3 snoRNA binding; rRNA binding
Source: RefSeq, a predicted model, not a curated record
CAGACCUAUGUUGCCGCACGUGUGUAAAACAUACUUCUGAUCAAAAUGAAACAUAAACAUCCGAAAAACAAGGCCAAACCCUACAAUAAACCAACGCCUGCGCGUCGAAAUGACAAGUUCUCCAAGAACUAUAGUUACAUCCAGAGGAGCAAGCAAAUGGAGGAGACGCGUCGGAGGGAAAGGAUACCGACAGUGCCUAAACAGGAAUUCGAGCCCGUGGCCGAACUCCUGCCGGAGAUUCAGGACGAGACUGGAUUUUAUGAACAGCUCGUGACUGGUUUUAGUCACAUCCCAACCAGUCAAAUUCUUGGUUCAAAUCCGGAUAAAGAAAUUGAUCCUGUUACUAAAAGUGUUAAAGCCAAAAAGAAACAAUGCUCUCAAAAAAUAUGUGCAGAAUUGGAAACAUACAACACGUUUUCGAAACGCUUUGAUUUUGAGCUGUCCACAGACAAUAUCAACGAUUUAAUUGCCGGUAAGGAUGUGAAAACCACCAAGAGCGAUUGGUCUGCCUUGGGAAAGGUGAAGUUUGACUUUCCACGACUGUCUAAAGAAUUUAAAGAGCCGGACUGCACUGAGCCCAAGCAAAUUGUUCAGUCUUCAGAUCUCCAGAAGUUGGAGGUAAAAAUGCCCAUUCCCGGAAACGCCAAGCUUCCACUCACCGCACUGCAGUCCCAACUCUUCUACAUUGCGAACAACUAUCAGGAUCUUUACUAUCCCCAAAGAACGCAUGGUAAUGGCGAGGAUAUCAGAUAUGUGUAUUGUCUGCAUGCCCUAAAUCACAUGCUCAAAGUCAGAUCUCUGAUAUUGCGAAACAAUGAAAAGGUCUCCGUUCUUGCCAAGACCCAGAAAAUGUCACCUAACGAAAUCUCCAUACCAGAAAUUUUUAGAGACCAGGGAUUAAAGCGAAUGAAGGUAGUUUUUAUAGUGCCUUUCAGAGAAUCAGCUCUAAAGAUAGUAAAUAUUAUCGGGGACCUACUGUUUGGCGGUCAAGACGAUCAGGCCAGAAAGACUUCUAUUGCCAACUAUGAACGCUUUCUACAAGAUUACUCUGGCAACACAAUUUAUUUCCCAAAAACCAACCCCAAGCCGGUUGACUAUGAGCAGACAUUCAGUGGCAACACAGAUGACAACUUUAAGCUGGGUAUUCGGUUUACCAAGAAAACCAUGUCCCUUUUCUCCGAUAUGAACUUGUCGGAUAUAUUAAUUGCAUCUCCGUUGGGAUUAAGAAUGCUAGUCACGGACAAAGACAACGAUUUUGACUUUUUAAACUCAAUUGAGCUGCUUGUAAUUGACCAGGCUGAACUCUUCUUGGCCCAGAAUUGGGAGAACCUUUUGCACUCUCUGGACCAUUUACAUUUGCAACCGCAAAAGCUGCCCGAUGCAAAUUGUCAACGGGUUCGAACGUGGUGCCUGAGUGGAGCUUCAAGUUUCUACCGCCAAACCCUGCUUUUCUCAUCUCAUGAUCUUCCUGAGUUUCGAGCAGUGCUUAAUAGUAAAUGCAAAAACUACCAGGGAAAAGUACGAAUUGCAAAUCAAGUGGAACACGGAGACAUCCGCAAUGUGCUUACACCACUUCAGCAAGUUUUCCGCCGAAUUAGUUGCUCAAGUGUGGAGUCCACAUUUGACGAUCGAUUCGAGUACUUUGUAAAAAAUAUUAUGCCCCAGUUUAGUAAGCCAGGGUUUUCUCAUUGCAUGCUGUACGUUCCCAGCUAUUUUGACUAUGUACGGAUACGAAAUUAUUUCAAAACCGAAAUGGUCAGCUUUGUGCAGAUCAAUGAGUAUACGAAGAAAGAAAAAAUUUCCCGGGCGAGAGAUAUAUUCUUCCACAGCGGAGCAUCUGUUCUUCUGUACUCGGAAAGAGCACACUUCUUCCGGCGCACCCGAAUUAAGGGCAUCCGGAAUUUGAUUAUGUAUCAGCCACCCAAUUUUCCGCACUUUUAUUCAGAAAUGAUAAAUUUAAUGCUUGAGUCCAAUCAAAACCCGCGUGAUGGAUUUGGAGAAGCAAUGUCCGUCAAUAUCCUGUACACAAAAUAUGACUUGCUUACUUUAAGUAACAUUGUUGGAAGCGAAAACGCCGUCAAGUUGACCUCAGGAAAAAAAGAUUCUUACUUAUUUUCCACCAAAACGUAAUUGCUUUCAAUACCAGACUAAGAAAAAUAUGUACAUAUUUUAUUUUGAAUUAAAAAAUAUUUUUUUUAGCAUAGUAAUCAGUAA